GCUGCAACACAAUCAUUUAGCAUCACCUCAUCCUCUGAGUUCAACAUUUCAUCUUCUCUCUGGUUUGUUUUUAUUGCAGUGGGGCAAAAAUGAAAGCAGUCUUCCUGUGCCUAUGUUUGGCUGGCACUGCCUGUGCUGGGCCCUUUCAAUACUUGCCACGUUACACAGGAUCGAGCCCCCGGGGUCCAGCGACACAGAUGAAACCACCUUUCGCCGGUGGUUUCCCACAACCUGGAGGCCUGGGAGCUUAUAGUGUGGAGUUUCUUCCAUACAUGUUUGGUGCUGGUGCAGCUGGAACAAAUCAAGGACAAACUUUCCCCCAGUACGGUUUCAUCAAGUACUCCAUCCCUCAGCCUCCUGGCAGACAGAGCGUUGAAGUUUUCUACCCUUUUGACUUCGCUAAGAACCAGAUAAUUCAGAACAGUGCUCCUGUGCCAAGUGGGCCCAGUCUGGGAAAUUUACCCCCAUUUAGAUUUCCUCCUCAAGGAAUUCCCCAGCAACCAGUGAAUAUGCCAGCUUUUGAUGUCAAUGCACAACCAUCGCAGGAUCCAUUGCAGCAACUACAGCAGGACAAACCUGUGCAAACAAGCCAGGCACCUGAUAAAGUGUGAAUGAGUGAACGACGUCAAUCAUGUAAAACUGAAGAAUCAUCUUGAAGUAACAUUUUAGAACAUUAGCAAACUAUGUUGAUAACCUACCUGAGAAGACUUUAAAUUAAUUUUUAAUAACAAUAGCUGUUUUAGAACUACUGACUGUGAUACCAUGUUACUCCCAGCAUGCUGCAUUUUCACAGUGUCUAUGUUUUUUCCUUUUCUCUUCUCACUGUUGUUCUCUUUUUAAAAAUAAAAAGUUUUAAGCAAA
This is a messenger RNA of Gambusia affinis (western mosquitofish), 861 nucleotides long. RefSeq names its product secretory calcium-binding phosphoprotein 5 (gene scpp5). The transcript has 11 exons. NCBI's taxonomy places the organism in Eukaryota, Metazoa, Chordata, Actinopteri, Cyprinodontiformes, Poeciliidae. The record is from RefSeq and is a predicted model, not a curated record. Bases 90 to 611 code for a protein of 173 amino acids.